CGACAGAGCUCGUUGCAUUAUGGGUAUUAGAUUUCGCCAUAUUGGCAAAUUUUAUUUAGGCGUGUUUUAAAUAGAUAGCAACUAGCGCCAACAUUUGACCAUUAUAGUUAUUGACUGUUAGCGAUCGAGCGACGUUUGGAAAUUCUUUGUUGAAAUUAAACCAAGUUAUUAUCAGCGAUGAGUGGAAAAAGAGACAGAGAUAGCGAUUAUGACUCACGGUGCAAAACGGUCCAUCAAGGAUACUAUGCAGAAUCAACUAAUUGGCCACCUGAUAUGCCUGACAGAAGGAAAAAACGUAGAAGUCGUUGGGGAGGCGAUGAUAAGGAUAAAGUUUUUAUUCCUGGUAUGCCAACUGUUCUGCCUAAUAACCUUAGUGGCAAUCAGGAAAGAGCCUAUCUUUUGCAACUACAGAUUGAGGAAAUUAGUCGACGGCUACGAACAGGAGACUUGGGAAUACCUCCAAACCCAGAAGACAGAUCACCAUCACCAGAACCAAUUUAUAACAGUGAAGGAAAAAGGCUAAAUACGAGAGAAUAUCGUACAAGGAAAAGAUUAGAAGAUGAAAGACACACGCUUAUUCAAGAAAUGUAUAAAUUUAAUACAGAUUUUAAACCACCUGCUGAUUAUAAGUAAGUAGUUAAUUUAAUGUUAUACAGUUGAUCCCCCCUAUAACACUGUUGAUAAUUCCGUUUUAUAUGAAUUCCAUGUUGUAUGAGUCACUUAGAUUUUAC
Centruroides sculpturatus (bark scorpion) is the source of this 731-nucleotide messenger RNA. Its product is annotated as splicing factor 1-like. The transcript has 6 exons. The record is from RefSeq and is a predicted model, not a curated record. Lineage: Eukaryota; Metazoa; Arthropoda; Arachnida; Scorpiones; Buthidae. The coding region runs from base 178 to 633 and encodes 151 amino acids.